Messenger RNA from Exophiala aquamarina CBS 119918, 1935 nucleotides. Its product is annotated as trehalose-6-phosphate hydrolase. The record is from RefSeq and is a predicted model, not a curated record. The transcript has a single exon. Gene Ontology annotation, molecular function: alpha-amylase activity. Gene Ontology annotation, biological process: oligosaccharide catabolic process. The coding region runs from base 1 to 1935 and encodes 644 amino acids. NCBI's taxonomy places the organism in Eukaryota, Fungi, Ascomycota, Eurotiomycetes, Chaetothyriales, Herpotrichiellaceae.
AUGAGUACUAUCGGCAACGAAACCCCUUCAACGGCGAAUGCCCUGAGCACAGGUCCCGCAUUGAAACAGCCGAUCCAGCGGGCAUGGUGGCGCGAGGCGUCAGUGUACCAGAUCUACCCAGCUUCAUUUAAAGACAGCACGGGGUCAGGUCGAGGCGACAUCCCCGGCAUCAUCUCCAAGCUCGACUAUAUCGCAGAGCUGGGCGUCGAUAUCGUUUGGCUGUCACCGAUCCUGAAAUCUCCACAAGUUGACAUGGGCUACGACAUUUCAGACUACCGCGAUAUCGACCCCAUUUAUGGUACGAUGGAGGACCAUGAUCAGAUGAUCAAGGGUCUGCAUGAUCGAGGCUUGAAAUACGUCAUGGACCUGGUGGUCAACCAUACCAGCGACCAGCACGAGUGGUUCCGACAAUCGAGAAGCUCGAAGGAUAACCCGUUCCGCGACUGGUACUUUUGGCGGCCGGCUAGGUACGAUGGCCAGGGAAAAAGAAUUCCGCCGAAUAAUUGGGAGUCUGCGUUUUCCGGCUCCGCUUGGCAAUGGGAUGAGGGUACUCAGGAGUACUACCUCCAUAUUUUUGCGAAGGAGCAGCCUGAUUUGAAUUGGGAGAACCCCAAGGUCGUGGAAGCCGUGCAUCAGAUCAUCCGCUUUUGGCUGGACAGGGGUGUAGAUGGGUUCAGGAUGGAUGUGAUAAAUUUCAUUUCGAAGGAUCCUGCCUUACCGGACAACCGAAUUUACAAGCCCGGGUUUUUGCAGAUGGGCGUCGAGCAUUUCGCGUGUGGACCAAGGCUGCAUGAGUUUUUGCAGGGCAUUGGCAAGAUUUUGAAGGAGUAUGAUGCUUUCAGUGUGGGUGAGAUGCCAGGUGUGACUGACACGAGGGAGAUCCUGAAUGGAGUAGGGCAGGAUCGCGGAGAGUUGGCGAUGGCUUUCCAGUUUGACAUUGUCGAUAUGGAUCACGAACGUCGGUCAAAGUGGUUACCGAAAAAAUUUGAUCCUCGUGAGUUGAAGCAGGUUGUCAACAAGUGGCAGAGGUUCAUGCUCGAUAAUGCUGGCUGGAAUGCUCUGUACAUGGAGAACCAUGAUCAGGCAAGAACGAUCAGCAGGUAUUGCGAUGAAAGUGAAGAGCACAGAAUGAAGAGUUCGAAAUUACUUGCCAGUCACCUGGGAUUCCAGUCGGGCACGGUCUUCGUUUAUCAAGGGCAAGAGCUCGCACAGGUCAAUGUCCCCGAGGAAUGGGGAUUGGACGAAUAUCAAGAUCUGGAAGUCAUCAACCAUUGGAAGACGGUGUUGGAAGAGUAUCCUAACGACAAGGAGAAGCAGGCGGUAUUCAAGAAGCAAUAUCGGCAGCUUGGGAGAGACAACGCAAGGACUCCCAUGCAGUGGAAGCCCACCGCUCAUGAUUAUGCAGGGUUCUCGCCUGAGCCGGCUUCCGCCGGUGGGAGCGACAAAGCUGCGUCGACGAAACCCUGGAUGUCGAUCCAUCCCGAUUAUAAACGAUGGAACGCGGAGUCGCUGGUCGCGGACAAGAGCUCUUCCUUCCACUAUUGGCGCCGUGUGCUUCAGUUCAGGAAGGGACAUAAAGACAUCUUCGUAUAUGGAGAUUUCAACAUGCUGGACUUUGAGCAUGAGCAUGUCGUGGCGUAUGUUCGAACGGCAGACGGUAAAGAUGUGGGAGCGCUUUCGUCGAGAUGCCUCGUUAUCACGCAUUUCGGAGGCCAGAACACUUGGUGGACGCUACCUGAUAGUGUCUCGGAUAUUUUGUUUGACAACGAGGGAUUGAGAGAACAUGCCAUUGUGCCUGAUUUGAGGAACUACAUCUCUGAAGGGAAGGACAACGAAGUGAGAAAGGGCGCAGACGGGAAGUGGGCCAUUAAGCUGAGACCGUGGGAAGUCGUGAUUGCACUUUCGCCCCGCCGAGUGGGAGCUUCGAGUCUUUGA